This is a messenger RNA of Phaethon lepturus (White-tailed tropicbird), 546 nucleotides long. RefSeq names its product signal sequence receptor, gamma (translocon-associated protein gamma) (gene SSR3). Gene Ontology annotation, cellular component: membrane; endoplasmic reticulum. The transcript has 4 exons. Bases 18 to 419 code for a protein of 133 amino acids. Gene Ontology annotation, biological process: SRP-dependent cotranslational protein targeting to membrane. The record is from RefSeq and is a predicted model, not a curated record. NCBI's taxonomy places the organism in Eukaryota, Metazoa, Chordata, Aves, Phaethontiformes, Phaethontidae.
ACUGGAGGAUAUGGCAUAUGGAUCUUGUUCAGUCUGCGGUCCUGUACAGCGUGAUGACUCUCAUCAGUACCUAUCUAGUAGCUUUUGCAUAUAAGAAUGUCAAGUUUGUUCUCAAACACAAAGUAGCACAGAAAAGAGAAGACGCUGUUUCCAAAGAAGUUACUCGCAAGCUGUCUGAGGCAGACAAUAGGAAGAUGUCUCGUAAGGAGAAGGAUGAAAGAAUUCUGUGGAAGAAAAAUGAAGUUGCAGAUUAUGAAGCAACAACUUUUUCCAUCUUCUACAACAAUACUCUCUUUCUGGUCUUGGUCAUCAUUGCUUCAUUUUUUGUGCUGAAGAACUUCAACCCCACUGUAAACUAUAUUCUUUCUAUAAGUGCUUCAUCUGGACUGAUUGCCCUGCUAUCUACAGGAUCCAAGUAGACCAAAAAACCCCCACACCGGUUUAUUUCUGAGAGGGGUCCACUGCCAUAUAACAGUUUAAGGGUGGAAUAAGAAUACAUUUUUUUUAUAGUGUGACUGUUUGAGAGUAUAGGGGGAGGGUUUGAAU